Molecule: messenger RNA, 2698 nt
Organism: Plutella xylostella (diamondback moth)
Lineage: Eukaryota; Metazoa; Arthropoda; Insecta; Lepidoptera; Plutellidae
Source: RefSeq, a predicted model, not a curated record
GACGAUUUCGUUUGUUUUCGCUUUUCGCGGAGGUUUGCAAAAUAUCGAGUUACUUGUAAACUACCACGUUUUUGUAAGCAGAUUCCUGUAUAGCAACCAAUUUUCCCCUUCGAUCGCACGAUAAUCUGUCCCCGGCAGUGCAUAUAUUGCGGUAAAUUGGCUUCGGCGGGAAGAAACCAAGAUGGUUAUUGAGAAAGUUCACGGUUUGCAUUCUACCGGCAUCAGCCUGAGUGACCGGUUCAGCAUCCUGGCCAGCGCCCCGGCAGUGCCGCCGCGCGCCCGCAGCCAGCGCCCGCGCACCCGCCGCCACUCCGCCGGGGGCUUCCUCAACGCCAUCGGAUCCCUGCUGGCCCACGAUGGAGUCAACAACAGGAACUUGGUCGACCAGAUGGCGCGGCGCCUAGAGAUGCAGUACAGACGGAGGGAGCUCCGUCAGCGCCUUGGCAACGCUGGGCUGCGGCGCGCGGGCAGCGAGACCAACAUGCCAGGGCUGCGCCAUGCGAACAGCUUCAGCAACCUCAGCCAGGCCAGCUUCCGCAGCCACAACAGCUGGAGGGGAUCUAAUGGGAAUCUCAGUCGAUCAGCCUCUUUCGGCAACCUGUCCGGGCGCGGGCGGGGGCGGCUGCGCGGGCUGGCGCGCCGCGGGGGCGCCAACCAGCAGCUGCGGGGGCGCUUCGGUGUCCGUCAAGGCCGCAUCACUCGCGCCUCCGUUCAACAACAGGGCGCGGCGCGGCGCGGGGGUGCGAGGGGGCGCGGCGCGCGGGGGGCGGGGCGGGGGCAGGGCACCCCCCGGGCGCAGGGAGCGCAGGGGGCGGCGCGGGCGCGGGGGCGCGGUGGACUGCGCGGCAGGGGACGAGUCGAGGCCAUAAGCCUGGCGGCCAUAUUGCGUCGCUUGGACCCCGCGUCGGAGCGGCGCUACUGGCGCCGGGCCGGGCCCGACCUCACGCGGCCCGCCAGGCGCGCGCGGCCGGCGACACGGAGGCGUGAACCGUCAAGACCAGAGGCCGGUGCCUUCUAGAGAGGAGUUAGACAACCAACUGGAUGAAUACAUGGCGUCUAGUAAAUCAGCCCUGGACAGAGACCUAGAUGCCUAUAUGAAAUCCGCGAUGGAAAUGGACUCUGAGCUCUAAAGUGUGCGUAGUGUAGUGCAUAUUGGAAUGGAAGAGGACUGUGGCAAAGAUAAGAGAUUAUGGUGUUAGGUUAAGUAAAGAGUGUUGUGAGAUGGGUGAGGCCUAGGUACAGUUGUCCAGCAGUGGACGACUGAUGGCUGAUGACCAUAAAUAUAUUAUAAUAAAGGGCAUAGGAGUGGGUACUACCAAGAUUGGGUGACCAUGCAUAUGUUGGAGGAAUGGAAUUUGGUUGUACGGAUAUUUAUGUGUAUGACUUCUACCUGUAUGACAUAGGUAAGAGAAAGGUUGAUGAGUAUCUUUCUAGUUAGUCUAGCCUGCUUCUCAAUGUCUGAAUUGAUUAUCCUAAACAUACUUGCUUGAAUACUCCGAAUUGUAUUAGAUUUGAAGAUUUAUGACAAAUCUCAUGAAUUAUCUUUACUGGCAAGUAAUUAAAAUGUAAAUGGCAUUUAUUAUGGAAAUUAUUAGUUUUACUCGGACAUUGCGAAACAUGCCCACAGCCCUUAAUCAUUGAAUAUCGGGCAUUUAUUGUAACUGUAACAGGGAAACUAAAAAAAACUAUUAAGUAUAAACUUAUUUUUGUCUUUCGAAUGUAAAUAAAGUAAGAUUAAUGAAUGUAACAUUCAUAUUAUAUUAUAAUAUAGUGGUUAUACAAAAUACACUCACGAACAAUGAAAAAGUUCCAGUGACAUAUUCGGUAGUGUACACUGUACAACAAAAAAGUUCUAAUAUAAUAAAUCAUUUAUUGCAGACUGUAAGUCCAUAAAAAGUUAGUAACAUGAAUUUCUUAAAAUAUAAAUCGCGGGCUUCAUGCCAGAGGGGCGUACAUGCAAGAUUUCGAUUUUGCGUUUUUCAUGCCAAUCGAUUCCUAUACUAGUAAUACACGAUAUGUAAGUUAUACCUGGUUUAAAACUUGUUGGAGAGAUCUGAUGCGGAAGGAAUUCUACAUCGGUUUAACGUUAUUUAUAGAAAUACACGCUAAAAUAAUCAUUCUCUGGGCUUUCAAUAUUUUUUCCUAACAUAAGUGUAGGUGUAGUCAAACCAAAUUAUCUUACCCACCAUAGAUAAAGGGUAACUGCAUUUUUGGACUUGAUAUAGUUAUAUACUUAACUUUAUACUUGUAUCUCUUGCAGUCGACUACUCGAUAAACUUUUUGAUUAACAAUAAUAACAUGUAUGUGUACCUACUCUUUAUAUGACUUAAGACAAAUCAAAUUAAAUAUAAUUGAGUAUAAUUACGAUUCCAUUGUACUUAUAGAACUCAAAAUCUAUAAUAUACACAUCUUACUCUACGACUUUUGAAUAAAUGUAGGCUGCUUAAUUCAGUAUAAGUAUUAAGUUAACACAACUAAACAUACAGUCAUUUUCUUAAGUACCUCAGAAAAAAUGUAUCUUAGUUUGUAUUUUAUAUAAUUUAAGGCAAUAGUUUGUAAGUUUUGAUUAUUUUCUAAGUUUUCUAUCAAUGUGAAUAGUUUUCCUGUUUCUAAACUUUCGCACAUGAAUGUGUUUUAUCCCUGAUUUCAUCUCAUGAUCAUUAAGAAAUUGUACCUACAUAUCCGUAGAUAUGCUUAA